This is a messenger RNA of Owenia fusiformis, 7588 nucleotides long. NCBI's taxonomy places the organism in Eukaryota, Metazoa, Annelida, Polychaeta, Sabellida, Oweniidae. The record is from the annotation of a GenBank genome assembly.
UAAUCUAACUCUAAACAAAAACAUUAGGCCCACUUAUAGAGAGGAGAGAGCAACCUGCUACAGUAUCUCUGACUGAGCUCGGUGAGAUUUAGGUAACGAGGUUGCAAGAUCGCUGGUUCAUGGAUCAUUCAUAUCGCAGUACAUAAGGUACAUUGGUUUGCAUAUGUGGUAUACCUGGACACAUACUUACAACGGAAUGAAAUGGAACAUUAUAAAGCAAUGGUUAUAAAAUACGAUUUACGUUCAAAAUAUGGUUGAACGCUACACACCUGAAGAUGAUAAGACGUACGGGUAAACGACCGAGAAACGCUAACAUACAACAUGGCGCAACGAUAAUCCAACAUCAACUGAGCUGAGGAUUUGAUUUCCCUGUGGCAAAAUCUAAAUCGGAUUAAGAUUAUUCAAAUAAGGCGAUAAGAACGCUAUGUGAUAUCCAAGAUAGCGCAAUUCCAUAAUGUACCAAUUAACGUAGAAAAAAUACAUAACUCAGCAGGAUUAGACGGAUAUUUUGUUACACUUUGGGCGAAAAUAGCUUACGCCGUCGAGAUGAACUGAACAUGUUUUUGUAAAUCAGAGGUAGACGUCGAUGGAAUUUACCGGACUUGACUCUUGACCUUAUUUAAUAGAAACUUGGAAUCUGUUGAUAAGUAACACAAGAAAUAGACACCUUCGCGCAAUAAUUAUUAAAGGUGCUGUAAUUAACGGAUCGUGGUUAUCAGGAGUUGGUACAGCUUGUUAUUAAUAGACACUGGCGUUGUCGGCAAGGUGCUUCUAAACAUUUCCUUGUUCGUUAUCAACACGGGACGUUAUGAGGAAUUGCCCUAAUUACGAUUACGUCACUGUCACACCUGGAUCUACAUAAUUUAUCCGAACGUGCUUCAUUCACUAGAGUUUAAUCAACAUUCCGACGGAUGGAAGUUAUUCUUGCAUAUAUAGUAUCAGUAUCAGUGUGAUAAUCUUGAUAUUCAACAGUAACUAGCAGUUGAAUUCUAAGAUGGCAAGUGGAAAGAAAGCCCUGUUGCAGGAUAUUUCCGACCAAUUCCUGCAAUGUAAAAUAUGUUUCGAGGAUUACAAAUCGCCAAAGACUUUAGAAUGCUUACAUACUUUUUGCAGCCAUUGCUUGGAUAAGCACGCUGAUUCGGAGUAUGAACGAUCGUACCGUUAUAUGGUGUACGGACGAUCCGUUACUUGCCCGAUAUGUCGCAAGCGGACGGAACUACCGUCCGGGGGGAUCAGGAGACUUCCGGACAAUUUCCUCGUCACUAACCUCAAUGACGUCAUCAACAGGGUAAAACCGAGCAAAGUACCGCAAUGCGAAAUUUGUAAGAACUUUAAGAAAACUACUGUAGACGCUUGUUCAAAAUGCUUAGACUGUGCUAAACUACUUUGCAAGUCAUGUGUGGAACAGCACAGGAAAACUAAAGUGACUCAAGAUCACAGUCUUUUCGAUGUCCAGGUCGAGAAAGACAUCGAAUGUAAGGUACACCCAGAAGAAUGCGUUCGGUUUUAUUGUGAACCAUGCGAAACGUGUGUCUGUGUGUUAUGCACCUUCCAAGAGCACAAAGACCACGAACUCUCCUCUUUCACUGAAGGAAUCUCCAAAAAUCGGAAGAGCCUUGAAAAUCUGUCGGUCGUCUGUCAAGAUAGGAUCAACAAGGUGAAAUCUCAUUUGGAUUUGAUCAAUAAAUGCGAGUUUAACAUUAAAGAGGUGGAAGAUAAAAUUCGGGACGUUUCGUUAAGUUUGGUGCAAGCAAUACGAAACAAUCAGAAAAACAUGGUUGAAAAUUUACGCAAUAUUUAUGGUCCGACCACUUUGGAAUAUCUUCAACACAAGGAGGGUAUCAAAGACAAUCUCGAAAACCUCCAAAGUACUGUGAAUCUCACGAAUAUCAUCCUUAAGGAAAAGAGCGUCGAAGUGUUACUUUUGAAAAAGAAUCUUGAAGAAAAGGCCAAGGGACUCAUUAAUGCUGAAAUAAUUGAACCCCCUGAUGGCAUCGAAAAACAUGUCAGGUUUAUUCCUGGUUCGGUAGCUCUAGGAUUUAUUGACACUGGUCAGAAUAAGGAUAGUGAAACUGGUGAUGUAGGAAAUGAGAACAAACGGGAACAUUUUAAAAUAUCGAACUUUACCGAAUUGCAGACCCAAACGGAACGAAUUGAAACUUUUGAAAAAGAUACCACAAUGUGUAAACUUUGCAUCGACUACUGCAUUGAUAUGGAUACCCAAACUGACAUCGUUUCUAAGAUUCACAAAGAGACAGAAACUCCAGUUGCCAUGACGAAGGGGAAGUGCACAUCAACAGAACCUCCUAGUGUCAGUCACAAGGGAUGCACAACCGACGAGAAAUCCUUUUCAAAAGCAAAAACUCAAACGGACGUUGUUGAAAUGAUAGAUAAAGAUGUCGCUACAAAUAGGGUUACCAAGAAGGACAUGGAGGUCGGGACUCCGUGUAUAAGAACUAUUAAUAGAGGUACGAUACCAUAUAGGGCUGAAAAUUACAGGGACAAGAAGUCGAUGACCCCAGCGGAAUGGAUGGAACACAAACCAACCCUACGAGAAAUAAAAUCACGCAAUUUACCAGAGGUAACUAUAGAAACAAACGCUGUCCCGAUGGUUGCCAAAGAGACAACAACGACGCAAAUACCAACUACUGAGAUGUCAACGUCGACAUAUGGAGUACAGACUGUAGAAAUGUCUACCACCAUGGAGGGAGAUGAAAUUGUAAAGGUUACGCAAUCUAAACCUAUAAAAUCCAAAAUGGUGGAUGGAUCAACUUUAACGCACGUGCCAACGGAAGAUGCCAUGUCUAAUACAACUACAAUCAAAACAAAAACAACAGGUACAAAGAUGACAAUAUCAUUGAAAGAUACUGGAGUCAAUCCAGACCCUACAAUCAAGUAUGUUGUUGUUCCAGACAAGACUGACACUGGAACCAUGCCUGACCUGUGUAUCAUUGAGAGUCCAACUAAAGCUAGAUCAAAUGUGCCAUUAAUUAAAACAUGUGAAAUGUCCGUAAUGACUGAUCCCAUAACCAUGGUAACAAAAUCCAAAAAUGAUCUAGAGUCAGGUACCUUAUCUAUUAAACCUCCUGUUGCUACAACCAAUGCUUCCACUAUUACUGACUCUGGUCUCACUUAUGCUAACCUUGUCUUGACUGGAAGCAAGAAAAAACCAACCAAGGUUGCUACCGUUGAUAAGGGCUCCAACACGUAUAGAAUCAAAGAACCAGCAAAACAAAUCACUGUUGAUACAUCGACUGAAACUGAUACUCCUAACUACACAACUACUGCGUCUGACGCCAUCAAAGAUGUCAUGAUAAAUAAGAAAUCGAAUACGACCAGAAUAACUUCGGAAACGAAAUCAAUGAACACCAUUAGUCCUCGGUCUUUCACAAAGCAGACAAAUACCACAAAGUCUGUAAUGAAAGAACAAGGUAACAUGACAGAUAGAGGUACAACAGUAGAUGAAUUUACCUCCACUGAAUCACCAUGUACGCAAGAAGUUGGAGUUCAUGUUGUACCAGCAACUAUUGUCACUAAGGACCGAGGAACUGAUUCAAAGCGAGUAUAUAUGGUUGAGCGACGUGUUGGAACUGAACCUUUGGACUCAAAAACAUAUGCUGUUGGCACCUCUACUGAUAUGAUUGACAUGAAAACUAAACAAACGCUUACUACACCUCCUAGUACUCGAGACAGAAGUGUAUGUACGCCUAAAGUUGAAAUGGCGACCAUAGGAACGAAACCAUUUAGGUUCCCGAAACCAGACAAGUAUACCAUGACGACCAACGUACCAACCGUUUCCAAGGGAACAACAACCAUGACUAUGAAAACUAAAAAAUCAACAGACGCGGGGGUGGAUCCGAUACCUUUAGAAACCCACUCUAAGGAAACAGAAACGUACGUGCCAACUAUGGAUGAAGGAACAUCGACUGGUGUCUUACUCAUGACCAACAAAAAUGUAGGGACGGAUACCCAACAAUCAUGUGACGCCAUGGUUGGUACAUCGUAUAUUCUUGCCAUCAAAUGGGCAGAGAGGCUGCGCCAGAAAGCCUUGACGAGUACCAGAGGAACAUGCACACCACAGGUGAAGAAAGCAACACAUGAAACAAAUACUCCGGUGAAAAAAACAUCCAACACUGAGACCACAACUAACACAAACGUGCAUACUUCAGAUACCGGAACAUCUACGCCCCGGGUACCAAAAGUGACAACGAGCCAAACCAAUACCCCGACCAUAGUCCAGACUACGAAAGAGACAACCACCAAUAAGGGGAUGAAUACAAAAAACACCUCCACAAGCAUGGUUCCGGUAAAGCUUCUUAGUAGAAAGACCAACACACCAAGCAGAGAUCAUAUCACUAAGUUCACUACAACCACUGAUCUGGUUAGCCUCCAAACAACGGCAAUAGGGGAUAAUUCAGUCUUCAAUAGUGGGGUAGAUAAAUACGUCGGCACACUUCCUGCUGAUGUAAAAUCACAAAUAACAAGCACUGAUGGAGUAAUCCGGCAGAACAGUCAAGAAACAUGGACUGAGACGGUAAAUGUGGUCAGCCAGGGCUCAAAUACAAGCGUUCCUCAUCAACCCAGUAAAGAGACAACAACAAACAGUAGUAUGCGCACACAUGAACGUGCUAUCGGGUGUGGUAACCAGGCAAAUGAGUUCAAGGUUGACGUGGCAACUGAUGCGGUUACCAUAGCAACAAGUGAUGUAAGUACAAGAACAAUAAAAGCACUAACGGAAAGCAAAUCAGUUGAGACUAUACAGCGUGAAACAAAUGAUCAACACACAAAUACACACCCAGUUGCUAAUAAUUCAAAAGAAACAACAACACAACAUCUUAUAGGACUGCAAACAUUAGGAACAUCUACUGGAGAAUCCAGUCGAGGAUUUUCAACUGAGAACUCUACAAUGACAAACACUAACGUUCAUGUUCAAAGUCUUGGUGUAGAAACAACACAGGGACAAUAUCUGGUGAACAAGCAAACAACAACUGAUCCAAAAACAAUGGUCGACCAGACUACGAGAACUAUCCCAGUAGUUACAGAAUCGAAAUCAACAGACACACAGCAGACUGUUAACGCCCAUCAAGGCACAAAUACCGAAAACCAAACGCCCUAUAAUUUUGUAUCACACACUAGUAUAGAUGAAUCCCACGGUUGUCAUGGUAACAAAAUGGUUGACAAGGAAACAUCUAUGGUAUCUAAGGAGAUGAUUGAACGUUCAACGACUACCCCACAUACAGUGACAACAGAUAUUGAGAUUGUUACUGUUCCCAUCGGUGAACAAGAUGCCGAGACAGCCACAGAUUCCGUCCCAACAUCUGAUAAAGCAAUAUUUGCAGGUGUUCGAAAACAAACAUCGAGCACUAUGACAACGCCGUACGAUUCAAAAGGAACCAAUCAUAAUUUAAAAUAUGAUAACAGCACGAUGACUGAUAUUACCGGAAAGAUAAGUCUAGGAACAAAUCCAGAUUUCAAAUUGAUAUCAAAGAAGGAGGAGUUCUGGGAGCCGAUGACUGUACAACAUGGGAACACACAGGCAGCUUCUUCGUCGUUCAUAAGCCAACUCCCGAAGACAGCUAAGUCCAUUGUAUGGAAGGUAGAUAGAGAGACGAUGACAAGAGCACGCAGAACAGCCACAAGCUCAACCCGGAUGACUCCUCCGCCAAGCACAGAGGAAAGAGGAGUCGGUACUGAAACAGUGCUCGUUGAGGGACGCAUCAAUGAAUGUAUAAGUAAACUCAAGAACGUCACGCAAAGAUUGAAUAAUCCUUCUCCUGUGUCUACUCCAGAACGAAAGGCCAUCCCUAUCACGAGAUCGCAAAGCAGUCAUACUCCAAGUGAUGAUGCGGUGGAGAAGGAUCUGGCAAUAACUCGUUGCAAUAGUGAAAAGGGUACUGCUUCGACACACAACACUGGCGAUAAUCCUCUGGUAGAUGUCCAAACGAAACAAGUGGAAAAUUCCCCUGAUGACGUAGAUGGACGACGCAAAGCUAGACAAAGAAGACCAGAUAUUACUGCUCUCUUGAAUCAAGAUUCCGAUAGCACCGCAACAGAUAGUUCCACGGCAAAAGCAAGUCAAUUUACGGAGGACGGUAUUCCAUUGCCGAGGGCGCUCCCAUCUAGACUGCAUGCGCAACAUGUACAGACGAAAACCUUACAGUCCUUUUCAAUGGACCCCGAUGAAUUGAAAAAGAUGAAGCUGGAAAGGAAACGUGAGAAAAAGAAGAAACGCCAUCAUCAUACUAGCGGGAAGUCACCAAGAGAUAAAUCAAUCUUGAAGGGUGGUCCAACUUCUGGUGAAACCAUCAAUCCAGAAUCUGCAAGUCCAAAAGAUGACAAGAUCGUAUCGCUUGGAAUUAGGAAAACAUCUUCCGAAAUUGAUGAAGAAAUGGAAACAAAGGAAUUUUCUAGUAAAAGUCCUCAACAGCCAUGGAGGCAAAGAGCAGCUCUGCAAAAACAGAAACCUGUCGAAGCACUCGACAAUGUGGGGACCAGUGAGCAGAAAACACCCAUAAAGCAUUUUAUUGAGGUUAAUGAGAGCCCAGUCAUCAAACCAUAUGAUGACAACUAUUUACAAAGAUCUACGGAUAACGCAAGUGCUUUGGAACCCACCUUGAAUGAGAUUCACCCUUGGAGAUCCACAAAGGCAAAACGUAAAGAUAAACGGCUGAGAAACAAGACUAUAGCAAUAGAAACGCCCAGCAGGAUCAGCUCUGAAGAGGACUUGUUCACGGGUAAAUUUCAAAGGGACUCCACAAAUACUAAAAGCACACCCACUGAUGAAUGCAUACCGUCCACUCAAACCAACAAACCCACUAGUGUUGCUCUAUCUGAUAAACAUAAAAAUGUGAAGAGCACGUCAAUAUGUUUCACCCCAGGUCCUGUCAAGGCUGUAUUCUUGUCCGACAGUUCACGUGAGUCUUCCUUUGAUUCACCAUACUCUCCUUUCGCAUCACAAGAUUCAAUUGAGACAAGAUACCCUUUUGGGACAAAGGAUUCUUCUUUUGGAGCGACAUCUUCGUUUGGGACAAAGGAUUCUUCGUUUAAUGCAAAGAGAACUUUGAAUAAAAGUAAAAAUAUGCAAUAAUUUCAUACGAUUUAGUCAAAUUCUAUUCCGAAGCUUCUCGCUUAUACGCCAAUGGUUCGUUUAUUUCGCAUGGGCGUUAACUAAUAUCCCUCGAAAAGAAGCCAUGGGCGCUUGAGCAUUCGUGAAGAACGCUAGUUGGUUUUACAGAGAAAAGGUUCUUUUUAACUUACCCUUAUUCAAACAAACACCCAUCUGGGUCUAUUGACGAGGAACUCCGGAAAGUAUGAAAUAUUGCAGUUUUUAUUUGAUAAAUCGAUUUACAAAUUCAGAGUCCCAACGUUUUCGAAUAACUAUUUGUUGCACAACACAAUGGUCCAUUCUGGAUGAUAGGUGCUAAUUAUGAUAAAUAAAAAGUUUUAAACAUAUAAUAGUACUUAUAAAAAAUAGCAUAAAAUAGUACUUUUAAAGAGUAAAUAGAUAUAUUUUAGAUUUUGUUGAAUACUAGAUAUAGUAGUGGAUUAAUAAAAUAAAGUGAUUAAUAAAAUAUAUUGUUCUGAAAUA